Messenger RNA from Linum tenue, 2791 nucleotides. Lineage: Eukaryota; Viridiplantae; Streptophyta; Magnoliopsida; Malpighiales; Linaceae. The record is from the annotation of a GenBank genome assembly.
CUUCUGUAUCACUGUACCAGUAGUACCACUACCAGGGUUUCUCCUUUUUUUUUCUCCUUAAAAAAAAAGAAAACCCAAUUAAUUAAAAUUAGAAAAAGGUCUAUCUUAGUCUUACCCUACACCAUCCCGUACCCUAUCCCAGCUCCUCCGGACUCUCUAGACGGUCGCGCGAUGGGACCCGCCGGCGACCUGAACCCGACCGUAACCGGAUCAUGUACACACCAGUGGAACUCCGGCUCGCCACCUCUCGAACACUCUCCGCACACCACGCCUUCGCUCUCCGGCGAUCUCUCCCCGGAAUCCAAGCUCAGCGAGACAAAUCCCAUGUUCAUCAAGUACCUCUCCUUCUCCACCUGCAGCUCCCUCACCCGCCUCUCGUACCCGGCCAGGCCCAACUCCAGCUCCGAAGCAAACCCGUAACCGCCGCCGCCUCGCCUCAGUAGCAUCACGUUCCCCGGCGGCGGAUCGAACCGGUGGUGGCUCUCCGCUGUUUUCCGUACCGCCGCCGCCGCAGGGCUCCUCCGCCUCCGCUCGCGCCUGGAUCGCUUCAGGAGCACCAGGAAGAAAUACCCCUUGUUCCGCGUGAUCGCGGAGAAGUUCGUCUUCCCGGUGACCGGGAUUUGGAACCCGCGGCGGUGCCUGUCGGCCACGUGGACGGAGAAUUGGUUGGGCGAGAGGCCGAUUCUGUCGCUGAUGAUCGAUUGGAAGGCCUUAAAAUUCAUGGAAGGGAGGAGGACCACCCGGCCGACGUUGAUCUCCUGCUCCCCGUCGAAGAGAACCACCGGGAAUGAAAGCUCCGACACCAGCGCCGCCGCCGCGAUCGCCUCUUCCUCGUCCGCCAUGGCGAAAUCUAGCAUUUUCUUCUUAAAUUGAAGGGGGAAACACCAGCAAGGGUGUGGGGAUUCGGGAAUUCGCUAACUUGGGCUAAAAGCUCUCCAGGAGCGGAAACCCGAGAAACGAGGUUUAUAUAUAUCCAUGGCGGGUUUUGAAGCUAACUCUGGACAGUGGUGAAAGAAAGGGGAAGGCGGUGAGGUCAUUUUCGGGAUAAAGUGGGAAAAUGUUAACGGCGUUAGAGAGAGAGUUAGCUGGGAGCGGAGUAUUUAGAUUUCAGAGAGACGGAGUAUAUAACCGCGGGUGACGCCAGGCUUGGGGGCCAAGGAAGCGAAACGACCCGGGAUGAGGUCGUGUGAAGCUCUGAGAAGCUCCCAGGUCUAUCUCGUCGGCGAGGGACGAGACUGCCCUUGGAAACCGGUCAAAUUCUACAGGGUGCCACUGCUUAUCUGCAAGAAGAGCAGCAGCAAGCCUUCGUCUUCUUCUUCCAGCUCCAGACAUGGCUUCUCUGCCUCGGUUUCGAUAUCAGUGGAGAAAGCAGAUGGUGCGGCGACCGCAUUCUCCAUGGAAAGCCCGCCUCGUGGGUAUCGGAAAAACGUUGGGAUUUGUCUCCUCAAUCCCACUUCUAAAAUGGUUUUCGUGGCGUCGAGGAUAAACAUCCCGGAUUCUUGGCAAAUGCCUCAGGGAGGUCCUGAGGCGGGAGAAGAUCUCCGGAGUGCGGCGAUGAGAGAGUUGAGGGAGGAAACAGGAGUUACUUCAGCUGAGUUUCUUGCUGAGGCACCCUACUGGCUGAUUUAUGAUUUCCCACUUCCAAUUAGAGACAGGCUUAAUCGGAGAUGGGGCACAAACUAUAGGGGUCAAGCUCAAAAGUGGUUUCUUUUCAAGUUUACUGGAAAGGACGAAGAGAUUAACCUUUUGGGUGAUGGAUCUGAAAAGCCAGAAUUCAAGCACUGGACAUGGAUGCCACCAGAGCGAGUCGUUGAACUUGCUGUGGAUUUCAAGAAGCCAGUGUAUCAGGAAGUUAUGGAGUUGUUUAGUCCAUUCCUCCAGGAAGAUUAUACUGAUGCAGAACUGCAAGAUGAGUCUAAUUCCAGACUCCAUAUGGAGCAGUCUGAAGUAAAAACUAGAGAAGAAUUAGGAGUGGGAGGAGGUUUUCACAGCAUCGAGGAUCAACAUCCAGGAUGCUUGGCAGAUGCCUCAGGUGAUGGCUAUUUAUCUGGGUUUACUGAAAUUUCUAUGUUUGGAAGUGAUGGAUGGAUUCUGUGGGAUCUUGAGCAAAAUAAAGUUGAAACUCUGAUAUCAUACUAUUGUUUGACAAAAUGGCAUCUGUUACAGGGCGGGGUUGAUGAGGGAGAAGAACUCCGAAAUGCGGCCAUGAGAGAGUUGAGGGAGGAAACAGGAGUAGUUUCAGCGGAGUUUCUUGCUGAGGCACCCCACUGGCUUACUUAUGAUUACCCACUUUCAGUUCGAAACAGGCUUAAUCGGAAAUGGGGUACAAACUAUAAAGGUCAAACUCAAAAGUGGUUUCUCUUCAAGUUUACUGGAAAGGACGAAGAGAUUAACCUUUUGGGAAAUGGAUCUGUCGAGCCAGAAUUCCAGCAGUGGACAUGGAUGCCACCAGAGCGAGUCAUAGAAGUUGCUGUCGAUUUCAAGAGGCCAGUCUACCGAGAAGUUAUGCAGCUGUUUAGUCCAUUUCUCCAGGCAGAUGGUGAUGCAGAACAGUAAGAAAGAACUCCAUUCUGAGCCACAUCCAUUGAAAAGUAGAGAAGAAAUAGGAGCUGGAGGAGGUUCCGCCAUCUCCAGUGUCAGUUGUACUCUGCUAUGAAUGUUUUGACUUCAAGUGUCGGUUUGUUUAGUUUAGAAAGAAACCAGUAGCAAUUCAUUGCUCUUAGCCACUUUCCGAGUUUACAACUUCGAAGGAAUAAAGAACAUAAACUUCUGAAAUGUUAAGACAAUCCAG